Messenger RNA from Penicilliopsis zonata CBS 506.65, 870 nucleotides. RefSeq lists its product as hypothetical. The coding region runs from base 21 to 668 and encodes 215 amino acids. The transcript has a single exon. The record is from RefSeq and is a predicted model, not a curated record. NCBI's taxonomy places the organism in Eukaryota, Fungi, Ascomycota, Eurotiomycetes, Eurotiales, Aspergillaceae.
CCGAGGAUGUCCCCCUGACAAUGACCAUGCUGUACCAGGCGAUCGAACUCAGACUCUGGCAAAAGGACAUGGUGCAGCUUGCCCGGUCUGCUCAAAAUGGACUGCUCAGUGAAGAUUCGGCCCGGAACUAUCUCACUCGGCGCCAGGUGCAGACGGUGAUGAAUCGCGAAAUAGAGCUGUUGGAAGUCAUCGCGUUCAACGGUUUAUACUACAACAUGAUCGAAUUUGAUUCUACACAUCGAUGCCGGGUGUAUAACGAGUUCCCGGAGCUGAAUGACAAUUUCUUGGAUCGAUUGUCCUUUAUACGAACAUCAGACGUCCUUUCUAGCCAGCCCUUUCGCAAAUACCACUUCAUUCAUCUUACCUUCCAGGAGUACUUUGCCGCCCAAUACUUUGUUCGUUGCUGGGUUCAGAAUACCUCCCUGGCACGUCUCGGACUGACAUCCUCUGAGAGGGUGACAUGGGUCAAUGCACGGGAGAUUCUCGAAAGCCAUAAAUACAGCAAACGGUACAGUGUAAUGUGGCGAUUUGUUGCAGGCUUGUUUGAGGGAGCUGAGGGCGAAUCGUUCUUACAGGCACUCGAUGGCGAACCCCGAGAUCUGUUGGGCUAUACUCACUUACGUCUGAAGAUGUGCUUCUUUCAUGAGCUUCCCCGCCGUCAAUCCUAAACCAUAGAGAGAAGACGAGAUGAAUUUGAAGAGGAGCUAGAAAGAAGCUUGAAUGUGAGUGUGGAAAACAGACUUGAUUCACGAGCACCCAGGAGUUUCCGUGAAAUGGCAACGAAAAUGGAAUUUCCUGAACCUCUCCUUGAAAGAGCAUUUUUCCAAGGCUCCCACGAUGCAUAUGUUGACUUGAGGGACCGAGCCCAAA